CUCCCUUGAAAAUUCCCAAAUAAACCCCCACAUUUCUCUAUUUAAACGCGAGCACGCGACGCAGGGUCUCAUCUCCGCUGGCUCCGUUUUGAUCGAGAUUUUUUUUCUUUUUUUCCCUUCACCUUCUCAACGCGAUGGCCGAGACAGUUGUGCUCAAGGUUGGCAUGUCCUGUCAAGGAUGUGUUGGUGCCGUCAAGAGAGUCCUCACCAAAAUGGAAGGUGUGGAGACAUUUGAUGUGAACAUUGAUGAACAAAAGGUAACAGUGAAAGGUAAUGUAACACCAGAUGCUGUUCUACAAACUGUUUCAAAGACGGGGAAGAAAACCUCCUUCUGGGAGGCAGAACCAGAGACCAAAGAAGCUCCGGCUGCUCCCACUGCUGCUCCCACUGAAGAGGCACCUGUCGCUGCCGCUGCCGAAGAAAAAUCUGCAGCAGAAACACCUGCAGCUGCAACCGCUGCUGCGUGACUGUAACCUUACAUUACACUAUUUGCUUUAAAAUGAAGUGAGUCUGAACAAUUGCUGGCAUUGCAUACUAGAUCAAUGAUAUUUUGUCUUAUGGUGUUAUGACGUUUGUAAUAAGAGCAGCAAGCCUUUGAAUUUGAGAUUUUAAAGAAUUCUUAUGCAGAAAUUAUGUUAAAUUGCUUUCUUGGC
Molecule: messenger RNA, 653 nt
Organism: Asparagus officinalis (garden asparagus)
Lineage: Eukaryota; Viridiplantae; Streptophyta; Magnoliopsida; Asparagales; Asparagaceae
Product: copper transport protein ATX1-like
Exons: 4
Coding region: 135-467 (110 amino acids)
Molecular function (GO): metal ion binding
Source: RefSeq, a predicted model, not a curated record